This is a messenger RNA of Pyricularia grisea, 301 nucleotides long. RefSeq lists its product as uncharacterized. The coding region runs from base 1 to 300 and encodes 99 amino acids. Lineage: Eukaryota; Fungi; Ascomycota; Sordariomycetes; Magnaporthales; Pyriculariaceae. The transcript is spliced from 3 exons. The record is from RefSeq and is a predicted model, not a curated record.
AUGCCGGCGGGGUCGGCACCGCCGCGGAGGAACGCCAAAGGCGGACUUGACACCGUUGGCAGUUUGUGGACCGCAGAUAACCCCCAUGUUGCCGAUCUCGGUAGAUCCGCGGGCGAAUAUCAUGAUGAUCUGCUUGCAACCGCCAUUGGUGAACUCCUUGGCUGUGGCACCGACUCGGCCUGCGAGGAGCUGGCGAUUCUCAAGGACGCCAGUAGGGCUGGCAUAGGCCAGGGUGGCGACCAAAAAGCAGAUGAAAAGCAUCUCAGAGCAUCCAAUAAGUCGGGACGACGACGACCUUAAG